GAACUGUCACAGUUCUCAAAGGAAGGCGACAUCACUUUAGGAGCUAUCUUUUCUUUUCACCAAAAUCCUGUCAGUGUAGAUCCCACUCUUCAGGUCAACCCAGGAAAUAUCCGAUGUGAGGGUCUGGAUCCAGGAGAGCUACAGUAUGCCAUUACCAUGAUCUUUGCUGUUGAGGAGAUAAACAACAGCUCAGACAUCCUCCCUGGUGUGUCUCUGGGCUACAGGAUAUAUGAUUCAUGUCCCAGCAUUCCCCUGUCUGUAAAGGCUUCCCUGGCUCUGAUGAACAGUCAUGAAAUGUUGCCAAAGGCCUGCAGCACAACCUCCAGCGUACAUGCUGUGAUAGGAGAGACCACCUCCACUUCGACAAUAGGCAUCGCACGAACAGUAGGACCCUUUCACAUACCUGUGCUCAGCCACUCAGCAACAUGUGCAUGUCUUGGAAACAGAAAGGAGUACCCUACAUUCUUCAGAACUAUACCCAAUGAUUACUACCAAAGCACAGCACUGGCCCAGCUGGUCAAAUAUUUUGGUUGGACCUGGGUCGGGGCCAUCAGAACUAAUAAUGACUAUGGCAAUGAUGGGAUGGCUAACUUUGUAAAAGCAGCUGAGAAAGAAGGGAUCUGCAUUGAGUAUUCACUGGCCAUAUACAGAACCGAUCCUCAGCAGAAAUUUCUGGAUGCAGUUGAUGUCAUUAAAAAGUCAACCUCAAAAGUUAUUGUUGCUUUUGCGGAUGGCACAGACCUUCAGAUUCUUAUCAAUGAGCUCUUUUAUCAGAAUAUUACUGGUUUCCAGUGGGUGGGCAGUGAGGGCUGGAUAACCUACAGACACACUGCCACCCAGAUAAGUUAUGCGGUGGUGGGUGGUGCUGUGGGCAUCGCCAUCCCCAAUGCCCACAUACCAGGGCUGGGGAACUUCAUAGUGAAUGCCCGGCCUUCCACCACACCUGGGAACACUGGUUUAACAGAGCUCUGGGAGCAUGUUUUCAACUGUACACUGAUGCCACGAAAUGAAAACAGGACAAAAGCAUGCACUGGAGCAGAGUGGCUGGGGGAAACACAAAGUCGCUUCACGGAUGUGUCGGACGCUAGCCUCCUGAACAAUGUCUACAAGGCUGUGUAUGCUGUAGCCCAUGCAUUGCACAACCUCAUCAUGUGCGAGAGUGGAAAAGGACCAUUUGAGAACAAAACAUGUGCAGACAAGAAGAAAAUUCAGCCGUGGCAGGUGGUAUAUUACUUGACCAAGGUAAACUUCACGACCAAACACGGAGAAAGGGUUUGCUUUGAUGAGCAGGGUGACCCUGCAGCAAGGUAUGCUCUGGUGAAUUGGCAGCUAAAUGCUCGGGGGGCUAUUGUGUUUGAGACCAUUGGAGUGUACGACACUUCCCUGCCUGAAGGACACCAGUUUGUAAUGAAGGACACCAUUAAGGGCAUCUGGGCAGGAGGUCAAAGUGAGGUGCCAAAGUCUGUAUGCAGUGAGAGUUGCCUUCCAGGGACGCGCAGAGCUUUUGUGAAAGGAAAGCCCAUCUGCUGCUUCGACUGCAUUCCUUGUGCAGAUGGAGAAUUCAGCAACACAACAAAUGCAGUGACAUGUGCCCCCUGCCCUCCUGAACACACAACAAAUGAAGAAAGAAACAACUGUAACUUACAAAGCAUUGAAUUCCUCACAUUUGAAGAGCUUAUGGGCAUACUGGUGGUGAUAUUUUCUGUACUUGGUGGGUGCCUUACUAUCACAACAGGGCUAAUAUUCUACUGUUAUAGACACACCCCAGUAGUCAGGGCCAACAACACUGAGCUGAGCUUCCUGCUGCUCUUCUCGCUCACCCUGUGUUUCCUUUGCUCUCUCACUUUCAUCGGCCGGCCCUCUCAGUGGUCCUGCAUGCUGCGUCACACAGCGUUUGGGGUCACCUUUGUCCUCUGCAUCUCUUGUGUUCUGGGCAAAACGAUAGUGGUGUUGAUGGCCUUCAGGGCUACACUUCCAGGCAGCAAUGUCAUGAAAUGGUUUGGACCUCCACAGCAGAGACUCAGUGUUCUUGCAUUCACUCUCAUUCAGGUCCUCAUUUGUGUGCUCUGGUUAACAUUAUCCCCUCCUUUCCCCAACAAGAACAUGAAGUACUACAAAGACAAGAUCAUUCUCGAGUGUGACGUGGGCUCAGCCGUGGGCUUCUGGGCUGUGUUGGGCUACAUUGGUCUCCUCUCUCUCAUGUGCUUUGUACUGGCUUUCCUGGCCAGGAAGCUGCCCGACAACUUCAACGAAGCCAAAUUCAUCACAUUCAGCAUGCUCAUAUUCUGUGCGGUGUGGAUCACCUUUAUCCCAGCAUAUGUCAGCUCACCGGGCAAGUUCACUGUAGCUGUUGAGAUCUUUGCCAUUUUAGCAUCAAGCUAUGGAAUGUUGUUCUGCAUAUUUAUUCCAAAAUGUUACAUUCUUUUACUGCGACCAGAGAAAAACAACAGAAAACAUAUAAUGGGUAAAACAUAA
This is a messenger RNA of Scleropages formosus (Asian bonytongue), 2475 nucleotides long. It is a transcript of the gene olfcj1, whose product is annotated as olfactory receptor C family, j1. Gene Ontology annotation, biological process: G protein-coupled receptor signaling pathway. Bases 157 to 2475 code for a protein of 772 amino acids. The record is from RefSeq and is a predicted model, not a curated record. Gene Ontology annotation, molecular function: G protein-coupled receptor activity. Gene Ontology annotation, cellular component: plasma membrane. The transcript is spliced from 6 exons. Lineage: Eukaryota; Metazoa; Chordata; Actinopteri; Osteoglossiformes; Osteoglossidae.